Manis pentadactyla (Chinese pangolin) is the source of this 813-nucleotide messenger RNA. RefSeq names its product COMM domain-containing protein 6-like. NCBI's taxonomy places the organism in Eukaryota, Metazoa, Chordata, Mammalia, Pholidota, Manidae. The transcript is spliced from 3 exons. Bases 153 to 422 code for a protein of 89 amino acids. Gene Ontology annotation, molecular function: NF-kappaB binding. The record is from RefSeq and is a predicted model, not a curated record.
GACGCAAGCUCGUGGACGGCCUGGAGCAGGGUCUCAGUGACUGACAGUAGUCGGCUGACUCCCUCUUUCAUGGCCUGCUCCGCACGUGUGUUCAACCGCAGCAGUCCUUCCUUCCCCUCUUCCUUUUCCCUCAGCUUCUGCCUGCAUCUUGCAUGUCCUGGGCAAGGACUUCUGCCCUGCCUGGAAAAGCAGUGUUUCCUUUCCAGUCAUCCAGCAUUUUCUUCCCAGGUUGUUCUCCAUCCUUCUGUGAUGCCCUGUGGCUUAUAGAUUUUCAGUGGAAACUGGGGAUGGCUGUGAGCUCGGAUAGUUGCAGAUCACUGAAGUAUCCUUAUGUAGCAGUGUUGCUAAAAGUGACCGAUCAUUCAGGCCAAAUAAAGAACAAGUCCUUUGAAAUGACAAUUCUGCAAUUUCAGUGGGCCUGACUGAGCCUUGUUCCUGCUAUGGUACUCCUCGUGCAAGUCUACACAACAUCCAACUUUAUGUGAACAAAUUCUUGCCUAAUUUAGGGCUGUUUUUGUUGUAUAUAUCAUUAAUUCUCCUUUUGCUGAACACAGGAGACUUGGAGUGUAUAUAUUUUGUGCAGAUAAAACACUAAGAAACAAUGGUUUGUUUACCAAGAAACAAUACUGUCUCUGAAUCAAAGUAGAUAAAUAAAGGGAAGAUAUGGCACUUCUUUUUCUCUUUUUUCUCUUGUACCCAAGAUCAAAACAAGCUGGUGCAACAAACAUGGUGCUAAAAAACUUUUAGAGAGAUAAUAAGAUGUCCAGGGGUGAGAACAAAGCUCUUAGAAAAGAAGAUGAGUUGUUCUGGAGA